AAGAAAGGGAAUGAUGGAAUGUGUGUGAUUGCUGCCCUCUUUUCUAUUUGCAGAAUAUUGUGACCUUCUUCAUCAACAUAGAUGCAGAACUUCAUCAAUUCCUCUUCUCCUUUGUUGGCAGAUCUGUAGAUGCAACCAAAGCUUGGUUUGUUCAAGAGGAUACACUAAAUCUGGUGCACUCUAUGCCUUAAUUGCUUCUUGUUCUAUAUUUUAAUUGACAAUUUGUUUCAUCCAAAGUGAGAACAAGUUAGAGUUUUUAUUAGUAAGCUUGUGUACAUCUGAGAUAAGUUGUGUUCUUCUCUCAACACGAUCAACCUCACCACCAAAAAAUGGAUCUCACCCUCUGUCACAUGAUCAUCAUCUUCAUUGUUCUCAUUCUCAUCACCAAACUGUAUCUCCAUGUCCACUUGUCCAAACCCUUUGCUCUCCCCAUACUCGGCCACCUCCACCUUCUCCGAAGCCCCAUACACCAAUCUCUCGCCCACCUCGCCAGAGCUCAUGGCCAUGUUCUUCGUCUCCGCUUCGGCUCCCGCCCGGUCCUCGUCGUCUCCUCGCCGUCCGCCGCCGAACACUGCUUCACCAAGAAUGACAUCAUCUUCGCUAACCGUCCCCGUAUUCUUCCCGCCAAAUAUUUGGGCUAUAACUUCACCUCCCUUGUGUUCUCCCCCUUCACUGCUCGCUGGCGGGCUCACCGGCGUUUCACCGCGCUUCAUGCCUUCUCUCCUUCUUGCCUCUCUGAUAACUUCUCGUCAGAGCUCCGUUUUCUUCUCCGUGGACUAUACUCCGACCACACACAAGGGUUUCACAAGACUGAGAUAAGGUCUUGGUUCUUUGACUUGACACUGAACUUGAUGAUGGGGAUGAUCACAGGGAAGAGAUUUCAAGGGGAGGAGAAGAGAAAGCUUAGAAAAGUUCUAGAGGAGAUGUUUUUCUUGAGUGGAGCUACAUCAUUGGAGGACUUUGUGCCAUUAGUUAGAUGGUUUGGGUUUAGUACCAUGAGAAAGAGGUUGGAGAGGGUGGGAAAGGAGAUAGAUGAAACUUUACAGGAGUUGGUAUUAGAGGAAAGGAGCAAGCUGAGAAAGGGUGAUCAUGGAGAAGAGAUGAAAACAAUCAUUGGUAACUUGUUAACAAUGCAAGAGAAAGAGCCAGAGCACUACACAGACAUUGAUAUCAAAGGGAUUUUAUCGUCAUUGAUUACUGGAGGAACGGAGACAACGUCAGGGACGAUGGAAUGGGCAAUGGCCUUGCUGGUUAACCAUCCAGAGGUAUUGAAGAAGGUUAGAGAUGAGAUUGAAGAACAUGUGGGACAUGACCGUUUAGUUAUGGACUCUGAUAUCACUAAGCUUAAGUAUCUCAACAAUGUUAUCAAGGAAACUCUUAGGCUUUUCCCACCUGGGCCUUUGCUUGUGCCUCAUGAAUCAUCGGAGGAUUGCAUUGUUGAAGGUGUAUGUGUUCCUAAAGGAACCAUGUUGUUAGUGAAUGCUUAUGCCAUGCAACGUGAUCCAGAGUUAUGGGAGGAUUCAAUGGAGUUUAAGCCAGAGAGGUUUGAUGAAGAUCAUCAGCAGGGUUUCAAGUACAUACCUUUUGGAUACGGAAGAAGAAGGUGUCCUGGAGAGAGCAUGGGUUGGAAGGUGAUGACAUUGACUCUGGGUGGUUUAAUCCAGUGUUUUGAGUGGGAGAGAGAGGGACAAAAGUUGGUGGACUUGACUGAAGGUGCAGGCCUUAGCAUGCCCAUGGCCACACCUCUGGAAAUCAUCUACAGGCCUUGUCCAGAGAUGUUAGAUGUUUUAUCUCAACUCUAAUUAGUAAAUGUUUCAUUUUACUUUGUUUU
This is a messenger RNA of Dioscorea cayenensis subsp. rotundata (Guinea yam), 1831 nucleotides long. RefSeq names its product cytochrome P450 81Q32-like. The record is from RefSeq and is a predicted model, not a curated record. The coding region runs from base 330 to 1802 and encodes 490 amino acids. Gene Ontology annotation, molecular function: oxidoreductase activity, acting on paired donors, with incorporation or reduction of molecular oxygen; monooxygenase activity; iron ion binding. Lineage: Eukaryota; Viridiplantae; Streptophyta; Magnoliopsida; Dioscoreales; Dioscoreaceae. The transcript is spliced from 2 exons.